This is a messenger RNA of Ilex paraguariensis (yerba mate), 263 nucleotides long. Lineage: Eukaryota; Viridiplantae; Streptophyta; Magnoliopsida; Aquifoliales; Aquifoliaceae. The record is from the annotation of a GenBank genome assembly.
GAGACCAAUUUGUAAAUUGCAACUACUUUGUAAAGAUAUGGCGUAUUGGGGUAAGGAUCAGCGGGUUUGGACUGAAAGAUGUGGAAGAAAAUGUGAAGAGGGUGAUGGAGGAUGAUGAGAUGAAGCAAAGAUUGAUAAAACUAAAUGACAAUAUCAUGGGAAAGGUGGCAUGCUCUGCAGCGAGGUCUAAUAUGACAUAUUUUACGGAUGAUCUCAGGAAAGUAGCAGUUGAAUCUCCAAUUGGAAAAACAUCAGCAACCUAA